Molecule: messenger RNA, 498 nt
Organism: Darwinula stevensoni
Lineage: Eukaryota; Metazoa; Arthropoda; Ostracoda; Podocopida; Darwinulidae
Source: the annotation of a GenBank genome assembly
AUGAAUAGUUUCAUCCAGAUUGGAAACAUGAAGCAAACCGUGGUUUUAGCCCUGAUCUUCGUUUGUGCUCUCUGCCUCUCUGAAGCCAUCCCGAAAACGAAGACAGUGCUGAACAGGAUCGGCAAGAAAUGGUUCAGGGCAUCAAUCCCCAAGUGUGAAUCGCGGUGGCAGAAAUGCGUCCACCUCAAAGGGGAAUACGUAGAGAAGGAAAAGAAGGAAGAGGAGGUGGAAAACGAGGACAACAUGGUGGAGAGAAAAGUGAUGAAGAAGGCAAAGGAGAGGAAAGUGAUGAAAAAGGUAAAGGAGGGGAAAGUGAUGAAAAAGGUAAAGGAGGCAAAGGAGAGGAAAGUGAUGAAGGAGAAGGAGGACGAGGCGAACGAGGAGGUGGAAAACGAGGAGGACGACGCGGUGGAGAUGAUGAAGGCGAAGGUGGACGCGGAGGACGAGGAGGUGGAGAUGAUGAUGAUGAAGGUGAAGGUGGACGAGGAGGACGAGAGG